AUGGAGGAACAAUCCAAAGCCCCGAGCCUGCUGGCUCCGCCGGCCGUAUCGUCGCUCAGGGCUGGCAAGAUGGAGCGAUCACUCAGCGAGAAUAUCCGCGAGGAGAGGGAGGACCUUCGAGAGGCCGCCGAACAGACCCUAAACGUCAUCAUGGACCUCAACCUGGACGGUACUAUCCGAUGGGUUAGUCCUUCGUGGGUUGAUGUGGUCGGAACCCAACCCGAAGAAGUCACGGGAGCUGCUAUUGCAGGUCUGAUCGUCAGUGACAACAAAUCCAUUUUUGCUGAUGUUAUCGAAAGCAUGCAAAGGGACGACUCGAAAUCAAAGUUCAUCCGCUUUACUGUCAAGGUCGGCCCAUUGUCUCGGCUUACCCCCAUCGAGCCAGCAGAGGAGCCGACACUUAUCGACGUGGAGGCACAAGGUAUCAUGAUCUACGAUGGCGCCUCUGGCAAAGACAGUCAUACAAUGUGGAUGAUUCGGCCGUGGGUAGCACCGCGGGAGAUCAAAAUCGAUUUACCAGCCUUCAUCGUCGAAUCCCUCGGCUCAGGAGCGGAGGUUCUCGCCAGCUAUCUCACCCAGCUUGCAGAGUCCGGACUAGAUGAUCCGAAUGGUCAUCCUCCACCAGCGCCAGUGCUCUGCCGUAUUUGCGAACGCCAGAUCCCGCCUUGGUGGUUCGAAAAGCACACCGAUUUGUGUCUACAGGAGCAUAGAGCGGAAAUGGAUGUUCAGAUGACCCAGGAAAGUCUGAUCGAUCACCGUCACGCCAUCGUCAAAGUACUCGACGCCCUCGAGGCGCGUCAUAGCCGCACUUUGAUUGGAGACCCGGCUAAUUUGCCGAUUGCCGAGUACAAAGGCAUGCCCAUUGGUCCUCCAACAUCGACGACAUCGUCCCCAGGGACAUCAUCGCCAAGUUCGAACUCGGGCCGGUCGAGGGACAGAUCAUCCGGAUUCGGACAUUCGAGAGCCAGAUCUUUUGCUAUCCGUCGGCCACAAGCCCGGAUUGUUGAGCUGCUCCUUGAUCUAUGCGACACUGCGAUCGAGAUCAGCACCCCUGCCAUCAAGGAGUCUACACAAAACCCGGCAGAAUUUCGUACGCAGUCGCCCCAGUCAGAGGGCCGUAUCUCCCAGGUGAUGCAAUGGGAAACACCUGGCACGAAUACACUCGAACAAGAACAAGGUCUUGCAUUGCUAUGUACUGAUACGGAGACCGUUGCCAAGGCCAAGGUUGAAGCUGUCUUCCGCCAUCGCAGGAUUCUUGAAUAUGCCGAGAGGAUUCGGAUCGAAUUUGCGAUCAUGGUCCAGGACUGUAUUGAUGAGGCCAUGCGCAGGGCUGCCAAGAUAGCCGCUGGUCGACUCAGUGACUCUACUGAAGAGGAGGAAGAAGAGGAGUUCGAGCAAACUGAGGACGAAGAAGCGACGCCUGCACAGGAGGAAGGGAUAUUCCCCGGGUCCUUCGAUGCUCCUUCAACACUGGCAAUGGCUUUGGAAAAGGCCCACAUUUCGGGAGAUCGCCCCAGCCGCCGAUUAUCAAUGUCGAUUAAGUCUACGCGAUCCAGCAGUCCACAAGGAUGCCCUACGCCUCGAUCCAAUCGGGGUACACUCGGUAACCUGACCAGCGCAACCCAAUCGAGACGAGAAUCCAUGCUUUUGGAAAGUGACGCUGGCGAUAGCGAUGGCGGAAGCGUCAGAUCCUCCUCUGUUGCCUCGAGAAUGCCAACCCGAACGGAAUCACCGCUGUCUGAGUUUAGUGACCUUCGCCGGCAUGCAAGUUCCCGACAACACCACCGAAGGAGCCUCAUUCUUCCAGGAACGAUAUCUCCUCGAAGACAGGAAUCCCCGUCUCGAAACGGACCACCGUCGUCGCCCCUCCGACCUCACAAAUUGCGCAAUCUACCAUUCCCUUCUGACAGCCUGGUUUCGCCCGAGGCAUCACCGAUGCUGCCGAGCAGUGAGUUUACUUCCCCAACCCCUCCCAGUAUCCAUCAUCACCGGCGACAAUCCUCAGCAGCCGUGUCUGCAUCAACCGGAGACCUUGGCUUUAAACCUCCACCAUCGCCCCGUCUCAGCGCGGUCGUUAGCGCUCCGCAAGCCAAAGCAGUCCCCCCAUCGAUCAAGGACUUCGAGAUCAUCAAACCCAUCAGCAAGGGUGCGUUCGGAAGCGUCUAUCUAUCCAAGAAAAAGUCGACCGGCGAAUAUUUUGCGAUCAAGGUCUUGAAGAAGGCCGACAUGGUAGCCAAGAACCAGGUCACCAAUGUCAAGGCAGAACGCGCCAUCAUGAUGUGGCAGGGCGAAAGCGACUUUGUCGCAAAGCUGUACUGGACAUUUUCGAGCAAGGACUACCUCUACCUGGUGAUGGAAUAUUUAAAUGGUGGCGACUGCGCAUCAUUGAUCAAAGUACUGGGAGGUCUCCCCGAAGACUGGGUGAAGAAGUAUCUCGGUGAGGUUAUCCUCGGCGUCGAACACCUCCAUAGUCGGGGCAUCGUUCACCGUGACCUGAAGCCCGACAAUCUGCUUAUUGACCAAAAGGGACAUUUGAAGUUGACUGACUUUGGCCUCUCGCGCAUGGGUCUCGUUGGUCGACAGAAGCGUGCUCUUAACAAUGGCGCCGACGCAGCUCCAGACUUGCUCAAGCAAGGCCCUUUUGUUCGAUCCUCUUCGAUCGCAUCAUCUCGUUCCACUUCUCUCGACGUUCAUGCUCGCAUCCCUUCCCCUCUCUCAACCCCCCAGAUGACGCCAAGCGAUUAUGGUGCCAGCCUAGGACAACCGUCCUAUUUCAACCUCGGGGUGUUGUCUCAAGAACCUCGACGGUUAUCCGCGCACCGCAGUGACAGUGGCGGUAGCGAGGCAUUGUCGCAUAUGCUUCCAAACCUGUCCUUGAACGACACUCAUUCCGUCCCGCCUCAAGCCGUUCAGUCCCCUGGCGAGCGUAGCGAAGCCGACGAGGGUGCAUCCCCAGACUUUGUCUCGCUCUCCCAUGCAACCACGCAGAGCAGCAUAGACGCUAACAGAGGCACUCCUCCACAACAACCUCAUCUGUCCCCGCCGAAUUGGGCGCUUUUCGACCCCGAGGAUACCAAUCGCCGCUUCGUCGGAACACCCGACUACCUGGCCCCCGAAACCAUCAGGGGAGAGCCUCAAGACGAGACAAGUGAUUGGUGGUCCGUUGGAUGCAUCAUGUACGAGUUUCUGUAUGGAAUCCCCCCAUUCCAUGCGCCUGAGGCGGAACAAGUCUUUGAGAACAUCCUGGCUCGCAGAUUGGAGUUUCCUGAUGACAGUGACAUGGAAAUCUCACCAGAGGCCAGAGAUCUGAUCAACAAGUUGUUGUGCUCGGAUCCUCAUCAGCGGCUUGGGGCAAACCGCGAAGACAAGUUUCAGUCAGGAGGCGAGGAAAUUCGCAGUCACCCGUGGUUCGAGGGUGUCAAUUGGGAUACAUUGUUGCAAGAUGAUGCUCAGUUCGUUCCCCAACCGGAGCAUCCAGAAGACACUGAAUACUUUGAUUCGCGUGGUGCGGUCCUCCAGUCAUUUGCUGAGGAAAUGGAAGACCAGUCUUCACCUCCUAGUUCAGCCCCAGCAUCUGAUUACCAUGACCGACCGCAUGAUGCGUUGGCAAAGGUUAGGUCCCAGGUCAACUCCAGCAUGAACACCGUGAAGCGAGGUUUGAUGCCGCUUCAUAUUCCCCCUCAUGUUCGUGAUUUGAAGAGCAGACGCUUGAGCGAGCCAGUUGCUGCCGAUGAUUUCGGGAACUUUUCGUUCAAAAACCUGGCUGUUCUUGAAAAGGCGAACAAGGAUGUCAUACAAAGACUACGGGCAGAGGCUGCAGAGUCUCAGACCAAGCCCAUUAGUCCUGGAGGGCUGAGCUCUAUCGGCACUCCUGGCCAGAUUGGAGCCUUGGAAGGCAGUCCAGUAAUCGCCAAUCCCGUGCAGAGGACGCUCUCUGCUGCAAAAGCAUCUCAUCGUCCCCAGUCACCUUCUGGUGUUGGACAUUCGAACUCUCCAAACAGAGCUUCACAACCUUCUUCACCCCUCCUUGUGUCGUUUGUGGCUGGCCAAGGCGCGGAAGGUCGACGCAAGGCGUCCAGUAACUCGUCCAGCCUUUCACACCAAUCGGGAAUCUCGAUCCAGCCUGCGGUGGAAGGGCCACGUGUUCCACCUACUUUCCAGAAGGCGGCCACGACGAUUACUGCGUCUUCCCCGUCAAACGGGCGGCUCGUCUUGCCUCCCUUACCUCUGUCCCCACAAAAGACUGUUUCUGGACACACAUUGAUGUCAAGUCCUCGAAACAAUAGCGGCCCAUCUACAGGUCGUGCUCGCUCCCUCACUGUUGGCUCUCAAGAAGGCAGUGGCAGUCCGAUAUCUGCCGACAUUCUGGCUCAUCAUAAGCGCAGGAGUCAGGUCUUCGAUAUGUCGCCAUCAUCAUCCGACACCGAAGGGGAUAAGGCGAAUGCGCUUCUUCGGGUACAGCGCCGACGUCAAAGCUCUAGACGGAUGUCGCAGGUUUUGGAUGGACCCAUGUUCCGACCGCUUGAUGUGUUGAUCUGUGAAGACCACCCGGUGUCUCGCAUGGUGAUGGAGAAGCUCUUGGAAAAGCUACGCUGCCGGACCAUUUCGGCGUCAACGGGCCAGGAAGCUUGCAGAUAUGCUUUGAGCGACAUCAAGUUCGAUAUCAUUUUCAUGGAGUUCAAGCUACCAGUCAUCAACGGCUCUGACGUUGCCCGAAUGGUCCGCGAAACGAAGAACAAAAAUCACCAUACUCCUAUCGUUGCUAUCACGGCGUAUCUCAAGGAACUUCACGCUCCGCAUUACUUCGAUUCGCUUAUAGAGAAGCCGAUCAGUUCUUCGAAGUUGAGUGAGGUCUUGAGUACUUUCUGCCAGUGGAAGCCCGCUUCGCCCGGUCAGGCCCAGAUGUUGUCGCUGGGCUUACCACCGCCUAUACCAUCAGGCCUUCGACAAGAGAGUCUGCGCCUGGAAGACAGCCCUGUAUCCGCAUCCGGCUCUUCGAAGUAUACAGCCCACUCCGGUGGUAGCGUCAGGGAGGAGUCAACUUGCUCAACAUUCGGCGACUCUGAAUCUGUUGCAACAGACGACAUUCCUGUAGUCGUUAGCCGCAAGGCCACUGGUGACUGGAGCGAAGGCGGGCUAGGCAUCUCAGGCCCAGAGGAGGUUCUAGUUACCGGCAAUGAUGGAUCCAAACCACCAGUACACGGACCAUUGAUAACGCAGCAGUCCGCACCAGCGCAGAUGGAGCACUUGGCAGGCAAAACAAAAGGACCAGUGCCACAGCGCUCACUCGAGAAGUUGAGAGCAAGACGAGAGUCCAUCGAGAAGCGCAGGCUUGAGGGCUGCAUCGACUCUGCCGAUGACGAGGAUGAGGAGCUUGGUGCUGGUCAGGCGAAUCCCGGACAGGAACCGCAUCCUUCCAAGCACCAUCGCCCCAAAUCCACAUUACCAUCGUCGAAGUUGGGAAUUGAAAUGAUGCGGGCAAACAGCCAUGACAGCAUGACUGCCACUGAUGACUCUGAGAGCACCAGCAGCGCUACACUCGGGCCACCGACAGCCCAGAUUGUCACUCCCAUCACCGAUGUGCAAAUGGAACUUCCUCCGCUUGUUGUUGAUACCGCAGAGGCAACAUUGGCUCUAAACACAGCUGUAGUAGACGAGGGAGCCGCUGCCGCCACUGUCUCUACGCCUCCUGACCUCAAGCCGGAAACAGAGGGCAGGAAAAUCUUCCACAUUGAGCAAACGCCUCGCCAAAUAUCUCUGUCGAAGCUAGAGGAGGAAGGAGCCGAAGCAGAUGAGGAGCCUACCCCUCGUCCACUUUCCCGGUCGGUGGAUCAGUAG
Neurospora tetraspora is the source of this 5838-nucleotide messenger RNA. RefSeq lists its product as uncharacterized. Gene Ontology annotation, biological process: phosphorelay signal transduction system; peptidyl-serine phosphorylation. Gene Ontology annotation, cellular component: nucleus; cytoplasm. Bases 1 to 5838 code for a protein of 1945 amino acids. Lineage: Eukaryota; Fungi; Ascomycota; Sordariomycetes; Sordariales; Sordariaceae. Gene Ontology annotation, molecular function: ATP binding; protein serine/threonine kinase activity. The transcript is spliced from 2 exons. The record is from RefSeq and is a predicted model, not a curated record.